Messenger RNA from Camelina sativa (false flax), 1051 nucleotides. RefSeq names its product cytosolic sulfotransferase 1-like. The record is from RefSeq and is a predicted model, not a curated record. NCBI's taxonomy places the organism in Eukaryota, Viridiplantae, Streptophyta, Magnoliopsida, Brassicales, Brassicaceae. Gene Ontology annotation, molecular function: sulfotransferase activity.
AUGAAUCAAACAGAGCUUCUAAAGAAGUUUGGAGACGAUGAUAACAUGAUCUCGUUGCUGCCUUCAGACAGUGACUUCCAAGGGAAGAAGCUCUACAACUACCAAGGAUGUUGGUAUCAGUACAAGACUCUCCGAGCAGUCCUACAUUUCAAGAGAAACUUUAAGCCGCUUGACACCGACAUUAUAGUGGCUUCAUAUCCCAAGUCCGGCACUACUUGGCUUAAGGCCCUCACAGUUGCUUUACUUGAGAGGUCAAAAGAUGGUCCUCUGAGCCAUCCUCUGACCUCUGAUAACCCUUACGGUCUUGUACAGUCCGCCAUUGGUCUUGUACCCUUCUUCGAGUUGAAUCUUUAUCUCAAAAGCUCAACACCGGACCUGACCAAGCUCUCAUCAUCUCCGAGGCUGUUCUCAACUCACAUGCCGUUACAUACUCUGCGAGACCCCCUCAAGGACUCUCCUUGCAAGAUCGUGUACGUGUGUAGGAACGUAAAAGAUGUAUUAGUUUCACGUUGGUAUUUUUAUUCAAGAAUCGAAAACAAAGAAGCGGGAAGAAGCAUACUCGAGUCUAUGUUCGAGUCAUACUGUAGGGGAGUUAACUAUUAUGGACCUUUUUGGGACAAUGUUUUGAGCUAUCGGAGAGGAAGUUUGGAAGAUCCGAAGCAUGUUCUUUUUAUGACGUACGAGGAUCUUAAAGCACGGCCUCGUGAGCAAAUCAUGAGGCUUGCCGAGUUCUUGGGUUGUCCUAUUACUCAAGAAGAAAUACAUAGCGGAGCUGUCAAAGAGAUCUUGGAGUUGUGCUCUCUGCACAAUCUGAGCAAUUUGGACGUCAACAAGACCGGAAAAGCGUGGGACAACUUGGAUCACAAUGUCUACUUCCGCAAAGGUGAAGUUGAUGACUGGAAGAAUCAUUUUACUAGUGAAAUGGAGGAAAAAAUCGACAUGAUCAUCAACGAGAAGUUUCAAGGUUCGGGUUUGAAAAUUUGAGUUCCCCAUAUAUUAUGUGUGUGCGCUUAAUUUCUAUGAUGUAUCCUAAUAAAAAGCAACUUCCAUU